GACGGCGGACGAGGUCGAGCCGCUCCCUCCCGCCGGCUAUGACUUCACCCUCCGUCAGCCGCAGCCCCCACUGGAACAGCCUUCUGCCCCGGGAGCGGACGGACGCGCGAGGCGCGUGGCCCCGGCUGCCUCCACGGAGCCCGCGCUUGGUAAGGACAGGCCGGUCCGCGGAUGGACGGAGGGCUUCGCUUCCGUCGGGUCGGUCGGUGGGUGGACGGAGAGCGGAGCAUCUGGGGCGCCCUGGCCUGGAGGGUGAAGAGAGCCUCGGCCUCUACUAGCUCGAUGCGCACCUGCACCCGACCGGCUAAGCUAGGCUGAGCUCGACUGGUCGGGCCGUAUUCGAAAUCGCCAGCCCUUCCUAACUAGGCCCAGCGCUUUUCUUAUGAGCAAUAUAGAAGAGGGGAAGGAAGGGCAUAUGGAGAGAAAGCCAAGAAAAUACCUAGGAAAUAACGGGAACUCUCUAAAGGCCAGAAAGGCUUCACCAAGCAUGGACCUCAAACUACCAAUGUGAAGUUCACAAUUUUGAAGUGGCAGGACAGCAGAGGGUUACUUUCUGUGAUGAUGAACCUGACGGAGUGGGCUGAAACGAAGUGGACAGAUCGCUCAAAUUCCUCAGCACAACUGCCUCCACCAUCUUGGGGCAGCAAUGACUCCUUUUCUUUCCAAGGAGAUCUCCAGGAGAUAAUUCACACAGCCACUUUAGUUACAUGUACCUUCCUACUGGCUGUCAUUUUCUGCUUGGGUUCUUAUGGCAACCUUAUUGUUUUUUUGUCCUUCUUUGACCCAGCUUUCCGGAAGUUCAGGACCAACUUUGAUUUCAUGAUCCUCAAUUUGUCCUUCUGUGACCUCUUUAUCUGUGGAGUGACUGCCCCCAUGUUCACCUUUGCUCUCUUUUUGGAUUCUGCAGCUGGUAUCCCUGAUGCUUUCUGCUUUACCUUCCACCUUACCAGUUCUGGGUUUAUCAUCAUGUCCCUCAAGACAGUGGCUGUUAUUGCCCUUCACCGAUUAAGCAUGGUGUUAGGGAAGCAGCCUAAUCGGACUGCCUCUUUCCCUUGCACUCUCUUGCUCACCCUGCUCCUCUGGGCCACAAGCUUUACUCUGGCCACUCUGGCCACCAUGAGGACCCACAAAUCUCGCCUUUGCCUUCCCAUUUCCAGCCUGGUCAGUGGUGAGGGAAAGAUCAUCCCUUACUUGUAUGUUAUUGACUUCAUAUGCUGUGUGACAGUGGUUUCAGUCUCUUACAUCAUGAUAGCCCAAGCCCUGAGGAAAAAUGCCCAAGUAAGGAAAUGUCCUCCCAUCAUCACAGUCGAUGCCUCAAGGCCUCAGCCUUUUGCUGGAUCGCUUGCUACUGGAUGUGCUGAUGGGGUACAGUGCACUGUGCCAGCUCUGUAUAGAAACCAAAACUAUAACAAGCUGCAACACAUCCAAACACAUGCAUACAUGAAGAACUUUGGCCAACUGUCUGCAUCUGCUGCCAGCAGAUUCCAGUUGGUGUCCAUGAUUAACUUGUCCACGGCCAAGGACUCUAAAGCUGUGGUGACUUGCAUUAUUAUCGUUCUUUCUGUUUUAGUUUGUUGCCUUCCAUUGGGCAUAUCUUUGAUACAGGAUGUUUCAUCCAAGAACAGUGGCAUUGUGCUUUAUCAAUUUGAACUAUGGCUUUAUCAAUUUGAACUAUGUGGAUUUGCACUUUUUUUUUUAAAGUCUGGAUUGAACCCUUUUAUAUAUUCUCGUAACAGUGCUGGCUUAAGGAGGAGGGUCCUUUGGUGCAUGCAGUACUUAGCUUUUGUUUUUUUCUGCUGUAAGCAGAAAACACGGCUUCAAGCUGUGGGCAAAGGGAGUCUGGAGGCCAACAGAAAUAAAUCAUCUCAUCAUGAGACCAACUCAGCUUAUAUGCUAUCUCCAAAGCCUCAGAAAAAGUUUGUGGACCAAGCGUGUGGCCCUAGUCGCUCUAAAGAAAGUGUGCUGAGCCCUAAAGUUUCUGUUGGCCAUCAGCAUUAUGGAGGAGGCCAGAGUAGUUCCACCCCCAUGAAUACCCGCAUUGAACCUUAUUAUAGCAUCUAUAACAGCUGCCCUUCUCAGGAAGUGAGCACUCCCAACAGCUUGCAGCCAACAAACUCUCCAUUCAGGUAUGCCAACUCCUACAUUGCCAUGCAUUAUCACACAACAAAUGACCUAGUGCGGGAUUAUGACAGUACUUCUGCUAAGCAGAUACCAGUGCCCUCGGUGUAGCUGGUGGGAGCCGGCAGUGUCCAAUGUUCUACCACAAUGGUGGCUACCCUUUUUUGGCAAGUUGUGCCAUGAGUCAUCCAGAGUAUGAUCUUGUGCCACUAUUGCAUGCGCAUGAAUGUUCAGCCCUUCCAUGCCUUGAGUUGGUUUCUCCUUCAGUCAGGCAGCAGCCAGGCUAGGAAAGAUAAUGCCUUAGCUAGUCUCCUAAGUUCUCCUGUUUGUGUCUUGCAAAUUACUAUUCCAUAUUCUGCCAUCUCACUAGCAGUGCUUCUCCUUUUUAAAUAGCCCAUUGUGGGUACAGUAUUAUAACCCCAGAAGUAUUUUUUCUGGACUCCAGCAAAGAUCAGUCUUUUCUCAAAAUGUCUGCUACCACAAAUCACCGGUGUUUUGUUGUUUUAUAACUGAAUCAGGUUUUGCUUUCUUGUUUAUAUGGUGCUUGAAAAUGUAUGUUUUAGCAAUGUUGCUUCUUAAAAGAUUUCUACUUUGAGUUCUGUCUAUUACUGAUUUAUUGCAGAACAUUUUUAGCAGCUGGCAAUUAUGGUAGUUAUGUACAAUGGUAAAAAGUAAGGAAAAACAUCUAGUACCAGGUUCAGGGUUGUGACUCCCUUUCAUGUUACUGACAUUUACUCAGCCUCUCACUUUUGAAAUAGUUUAAAAUGCAUAUUUAUCAUUUUUUUUCACUGAGGCUCAAAAAAACAAAUAAAAUUCUGUGACUGAGAAAAAAUAAUGUGUGGCAGUUGCUAUAUUCUCCCCCCUCUCCCCGGCUUUAUUGGAGAAUGAACUAAAAUAGAAACUUGAAGUUGUAUUUAACACUAAAGUGAUAGGAAAAACAAUUGAAAAAUAGUUUUUUAAAAAAUCAGAAGGGCAGUUAUCACUAGAGUGAUGCUUCGCGAUUCUGAGGACCCUGAUUUUUGUCUGCUGAUACUGGAUACUAAAAUAUUCCUUGCCAUUAAUAGUUAGAUAAUCUGCCAGGAUCUAAGGUGUUUAAAGUGAUUUCACUGAGCUGUCAAAGGACAUUGUAAUCUCCCACCUUCUAAUGUUACAAAACUAAUAUCUGUAAAGCUAACAAGUAUAAUGUCCUUUGUGCACUUGAUUAUGUUCUACAAUCUGCCAAAUUUCAAAUUGAGCCAACAGAUAUGCUGAAAAUUGAUACCUUAACACUUUUUGUUUCAAUUUUUGGACAAAACAUGUCAUAUUUUUGUCAAAUAGCAAUGAAAAAUAUUGAUGUAUUUUAUUCUGAUCUGUUGAAAAAGUGUGUCCUUCACUUAAUAUGCCACGUUCUAAGCUCUAAUUCCAAAAUUAUUGGGGAGCUAGGAGGGCAUGAAAAUGGCAGAUGUGACUGCGCAAUUAAAGCCCUGCCUCUUACACAUGACACCCAUAAAAAGGGUACAGCUGCCAUUUUGACUUUUUUGACAGUCCCAUGUGGACACACCUGAGAGUUACGUUUCUUCUGUUUUAUUAAUAUUUAAGAUGGCAUUUAUAAUGAGAGUUAUAUCAUGCACAUGCUCAAUUUCAUUCUGAAGCUUGAAAGCUACCACUACUCCACUCUUUGCUUGGGGAUUCAGUGUUGGAGAGGUAUGUGGAUCCUAGUCUAUCAUUUUGGAGUGUGAUUUCAAAAAAUAGCAUUACUGUAUAUAUUAUACAGUAUUGGUACACUAGCAUGGAUUAAUGGGUGGGUUUUAACCUUUCCUGUGCUUUCUCCACAAUGCUUGGGCGUAUUCUUUUUGACCCUGAGAAGCUGCCAUAGGAAGCACUGAGAAGUUUGAGAAGUGGAAACAUAAAAAGAGAAGGCCUGUAUGGAAAUGUACAGCACUAAUCCAGGGUAACAUAUUGAUGACACUGUGCCAAGCUGAGGCUAUAGUUGCAUUCUACCCUGUGGCUGAAUAGCAGCAACCUGGCCUGGAAUGAGACACUCCAUUCAUUGAUUGCUUCUGGAUAAUUUAAAUUGUAUUUUGUGUAAUCUGACUCUGACAAGGAUGUUAUAUUCAAAUUGCAACCUCUGUCUGCAGUCUACCCUCUUCAUUACAAACUGCAGGAAGGAAUUUCUAAUUACCUCCUCUACACCAUUCCUUUUUAUUGUAUUCAGCACAAAUAAGUUUUCUAAAUUGUGACAUUUGA
Python bivittatus (Burmese python) is the source of this 4344-nucleotide messenger RNA. The record is from RefSeq and is a predicted model, not a curated record. Lineage: Eukaryota; Metazoa; Chordata; Lepidosauria; Squamata; Pythonidae.